This is a messenger RNA of Serpula lacrymans var. lacrymans S7.9, 2769 nucleotides long. RefSeq lists its product as uncharacterized. The transcript is spliced from 17 exons. Gene Ontology annotation, molecular function: high-affinity potassium ion transmembrane transporter activity. The coding region runs from base 1 to 2769 and encodes 922 amino acids. Lineage: Eukaryota; Fungi; Basidiomycota; Agaricomycetes; Boletales; Serpulaceae. Gene Ontology annotation, biological process: potassium ion import across plasma membrane; intracellular potassium ion homeostasis. The record is from RefSeq and is a predicted model, not a curated record. Gene Ontology annotation, cellular component: plasma membrane.
AUGCAUCGUUCGCGAUGGCUCCAAGCUCCAGGCCACUGGCAAGCUUUUUGGAGAAGCAUCAGGAAGAACCUCAACUUUUACCGCAUUCAUAUCCUUUUCUUCACAUUCACACCUUUGGUGUUCUCGGCGAUCUUCUAUGCUAGCAAUGGAAGGUAUACUAUUGCAUACAUCGACGCUCUCUUUAACUGUAUCAGCGCCAUGACAGUUUGUGGUCUCGCGACCAUAAACUUGAGCACGCUGACACCAUGGCAGCAAGCUAUCUUAUUCAUUCAGAUGUGUUUGGGUAGUCCAGUCGCUGUGUCGUGGGUAAUGGUAUACACCAGGAGAUACUACUUUGCUAAAAAGUUUGACCAUAUCAUUGAGGCCGAGGCCGCUCGUCGUGCUUCCAUUAAGAUGGAAGCGAGGCUCACUCGCGAGUCUGCCUUAUCAAGUGGUGCCAAAGGCCAGCGGUCCAGUCGUUUUUCCUCGUUGUUUCGCAAACGCACCGGUCUCAGUGCAGUACCCGAGGACUCUGCAAGUGACGACGAUCACAAUUCACAAUCUCGUCAAAAGGAAGGUAUCGCAAAGAAGCUAAGGCCUGAUAUGAUCCGUCGUAUGGAUGCCCCUCCAAAACUUGUGAAUCCUAGCGGAUGGAUUAGCGAGGGGCGAAUGGUCCCUAUGAGGCGAAUGUCGGCCGUUUCGACACGAAUGAAUCCAAAUGCAAUCAACACUUUCCCAAAAUCAAGUACACUUCAUGCAGCUUCCGAACCCCGUGGUCUGCAGCAGCCUCCGAGCGCUAGUUCCACUGGCAUGCAGCGUACAGCCACGGUUGAAUUUGCGCCCAACGUUGCCCGCCACUAUCCUGCGACGCUUACUACUAUAUCCAGCCGUGGCCGCCAAGGAAGGGAGACACCUUUAGGUUCAGAUUCUGAUUUUUCCACUGGGCAUAGAAUCGAAGAACGCGAGCGCGAUGGUUCGCGCCCGCCACGACGGCCCUCUAUACCUCCGAAUUCGAGGAUUCCAGUGGCAAGAUACCCCACUACCCACACUAAUCGCUCCGCGCGGUCACGGCGUGCAUCUCAACUGCAAUCCUUUUCGACCCAGCCGUAUGAACCGCCAAAUCCCCCACUACCGCAAAAACACAGCGGAUUUGGCGGGUUUCCGAUGCCUCACGAAAUAUUGGCCAUGAUUCUCAGGUGGCUAUUUCCGGGAGUGGAAAAACGAUUACAUAGGACCGUGACGAUACCCGUGACAACGACCCUGACAGGUGGAGGUUUAGGACGAACGGUAUCUUUAGGACCUGGUGGGCGGACAUACUCUGUCCAUGGUUCAGGCCUUGAUGCAGGAGGCAGUAUAAGUGGAGCCAUUGGUGAGGAUGCAAAGCCGGUGGCUUAUAUUUCCUUUGAUGCUAUAGUGGGACGUAAUUCUGCAUUCCAUCUCUUGACAAAUGAACAGUUGGAGGAGCUGGGUGGCGUCGAAUACCGUGCGUUGAAUGCGUUGCUAUGGUUGGUUGCCGGGUAUCAUUUGGGAUCACAAUUAAUCUCUUUCAUUGUCAUUGCACCUUACAUCUCACGUUCCGAAUGGAAAAGCGAUUUCGUUCCCCCUCAGCUAUUCAAACCAGUAUCACAAGCCUGGUUCUCUAUUUUCCAAGUAGUAUCUGCCUAUACUAACACAGGCACAUCUCUCGUCGAUCAGUCGAUGGUGCCCUUCCAGACUGCAUACCCCAUGAUUUUCUUCAUGAUAUUUUGUAUACUGGCCGGAAAUACUGCUUUUACACUCAUGAGAUCAAUAAUCUUAAGUUUUCGAUUAUUGAUCAAACUAGUACCUUCUACAUCUCGUGCUAAAGAGACACUUCACUUUCUCCUUGACCAUCCGCGACGGUGUUUCAUUUAUCUUUUCCCAUCUCACCAAACCUGGUUUCUCCUCACAGUUCUACUCAUGCUUAACCUUACAGAUUGGUUCUUCUUCAUGGUACUUGACAUUGGCAAUCCUGCGAUAGAGUCAAUUCCUUUGGGCACUCGGUUUGUUGCAGGACUACUGCAAGCAGUCGCUGUACGUGCCGCAGGAUUUGGUAUUGUGACUCUUGCAGCGCUCUCUCCGGCAGUAAAAGUCAUGUACGUGGUCAUGAUGUACAUCAGCGUCUGUAAUGUCCGUUCCACAAAUGUUUACGAAGAGCAGUCGCUUGGUAUCUACAGAGAUGACGAUGAGUCAGAGGAGGAGCAGACUUUUCCUGCCCAAGGGCCACGUAUGACGGUGUGGAGUCGUUACCUUGCGAUGCACGCUAGAAAACAGCUUGCUUUUGAUAUGUGGUGGUUGGCAUUAGCUUUGUUUUUGGUUUGUAUCAUCGAGCGCGGAAAUUUGAAUGACUCGAAGCAGCAAAGCUGGUUCAACAUAUUCACGAUCAUAUUUGAACUAGUUUCCGCGUACGGUACUGUAGGGCUCAGCCUAGGUCAACCAGCGCAAAACUACUCCUUCUCGGGUGCGCUCAGUCCCCUAUCCAAACUUAUCAUAUGUAUUGUCAUGCUUCGCGGCCGUCACCGUGGUCUACCUGUGGCCAUUGAUCGUGCCGUGAUGCUCCCUUCUGAGUUCCAGAAAACAAAAGAUGACCCGGAUUUUGGGCUUGCACACGAUGAUCGACAGAGCGCUCCAAAUUCUGGAGAAUAUGACGAAACGGAAAACGGUAUGGAGGAGAGGUUAAGGCGUGUUGUGGGGGGGAAGAGUAGCCAAGAUGCCAUGAUAGAGGCGGGUCGUGAAAAGGCUCAUGAAGAUGACAAAAUGAUGUCAACUUGA